AUGGAGGAUACUCGACCGCCCAAUAUUUGGGUUGACGGCCCUAAUGACAAGCACAAGUGUAUCAUCACUCCGCCUGCACGCAUGAGCUUGUUUGAUGCCAAAGAGGCUUCAACCUUCGGGCUUUUCCGACCCAAGGUCGCGCGGUCGAUUAUCGCUCAGCUUAUUCAUGGAGUCGCAUUCCUUCAUAGUGAAUACAUUGUACAUGGCGGCAAUGUUUUACUCCGGUUUCCUGAAGCAAUAGACCGUCUCUCCACAUUAAAGCUGUACGAAAAAUUCGGAAAGCCAGAAGCAGAGACCAUUGUUCGGCUUGAUGGAAAGCCAUCGACGAAUGGUGUACCCGGGCAAGUAUUCAUUCCCGGUUGGUUAGGUGUCUGCAGCGAGGAUAUUGAACUUGGCGAGGAAAGGAUCAUCCUUAAUGAUUUCGGAGAAUCUUUCAAUCCACAUAUAUCACCGAAACUCUCCUCCAAGACCCUUCCUCUCCUCCAACCACCCGAAGCCAGAUUCUCGGACCAGCCGCUCCCCUUUGCGGCGGACAUCUGGAAACUUGCCUGUACCAUCUGCGAGAUUGCUGGCUACCGCCCAUUGUUUGAAGCGUUCUUUAAAACUGCAGACCGAGUUACCGCAGAGCAAGUCGAGAGCAGAAGACUGGAUUGGUUCGAUGAAGAGGGUGAAUUGAUUCUGAAGCCAGGGAUGUCUGGGCGCAGGGCCUUUGGUCAGAGGCUUGAAUACUCUAUACAAGAGCCAUGGGCUGAGGCGGGCUUAGAGACUAUGACGGAUAAAGAAAGGAGGACGUUUGAGAUGAUGCUUCGGUCGAUGUUGAUCUAUCGGCAAAAUAAAAGAGUGAUGGAUCAACAGGUAUUAGAGUCGGAAUGGAUGCAAGACUGA
Penicillium crustosum is the source of this 885-nucleotide messenger RNA. RefSeq lists its product as uncharacterized. The transcript is spliced from 4 exons. The coding region runs from base 1 to 885 and encodes 294 amino acids. The record is from RefSeq and is a predicted model, not a curated record. Gene Ontology annotation, molecular function: ATP binding; protein kinase activity. Lineage: Eukaryota; Fungi; Ascomycota; Eurotiomycetes; Eurotiales; Aspergillaceae. Gene Ontology annotation, biological process: protein phosphorylation.